GAGCCGUACCACAAACGAGUUCCCCGCAAGCGGGGCGCCUCUCUUCGUCUCAGGAAUCGGUUCCGCUGACGGCACCAACUCGCGCUUCAUCUGACGACUCUUUGGUCCAUCGGGAUGGCGCAGCGGAGAUGAGUGGCUGGCCAGCAGAGUGGGAUGACUCGGGGUUAGGGCAGCCACGGCGAGAGGCUGAUCCGAUCACACCAACACACGCAGUUGAUCCCUUGACAACCGUCGCCGGGUCCGAGACCUCUGCAUACCGUGCAUCGCCAUACAGAAAUCCAUACAGAAAUUGGAAUGCGUAUGCGGAUGCGCCAGCACCUGAGACGCCUCCGUCAUUUCAACGCCUGCACGGCGAGCCCCGGGCUGUUACGGAAGGUUCCUUUGCGACGAAUGUGGCCGCUCCACCGAUUACGGGAACCACCGAGCCACCGGCACCGCCGUUGCGACCGAG
Messenger RNA from Amoebophrya sp. A120, 451 nucleotides. The record is from the annotation of a GenBank genome assembly. Lineage: Eukaryota; Dinophyceae; Syndiniales; Amoebophryaceae.